CAAGCUCUCGCUCGCUUAGGGCAUUGCUCCCUCCUCCCGCACUUUCUCCUCUCGGCUCCUCCUCCACCACUACUACCAGCACACAGCAGGUCCGCCGUGUGCUGCAUCAUCGGUCAGAGCAUUAUUAGUCGCAGCAUUCGCUCGGUCAGUCGUCGGGAGAGGCGGAUCGGUCUCGCGAUCGAUUCGGUGGAGUUGGUCAGUCAACCUCUCGCGAUUGGCAAGGGUGGUUUUAUCUUCGGCAGCGAGGGAGAGAUUGAUCGAUUCCUCGAGGCGGUGAUCGAUCGCGAGGCCGAGGCGACAGGAGAUUGCGUCGGGUGAAUUUUCUGUGUUGUGUGUGGUUUGAGAAGAAGGCAGCGAUGGCCAUGGUCGAUCGAAGGUCUGCGGAGCAGUCAUUGCUGCCCCAGCAUUUGUACAACGCCAGCAGCGUCAGGUCGUUGCUGUCCAGGACCUCCGGUGGGGCUCCAGCGGCUGCCGCAUCCACCGCUGCCUUGUAUGACCCAUUCGCCAGGUUCAGGCCCAACAGCGCCAAGAAUGUCGGCGCUUCCAGAUCCAGCGUUGCGGCUGCCCAAGGAUCCAACUUCAUGAUCCCCUCGGCUUCUGAGCCAGGCAAAAUUGCCAUGUACUCUAAGGAGUUUUACGCCGCCUGCACUUUCGGUGGUAUCAUGAGUUGCGGUCUUACCCACACCAUGGUUACUCCUUUGGACGUCGUCAAGUGUAACAUUCAGAUCGACCCUGCCAAAUACAAGGGUAUUGGUCAUGGUUUCAAGACCAUUCUGGCCGAACAGGGCAUGAAAGGUUUGGUGAAGGGAUGGGUCCCUACUCUGCUCGGAUACAGUGCUCAAGGAGCCUGCAAAUUUGGUCUGUACGAGUUCUUCAAGAAGUAUUAUUCUGACUUGGCUGGAGAGGAGAACGCUUAUAAGUACAAGACCUUCAUCUACCUGGCUGGUUCUGCUUCUGCUGAGUUCUUCGCAGAUAUUGCUCUGUGCCCUAUGGAGGCCAUCAAAGUGCGUGUGCAGACGAAGCCUGGAUUUGCUAACGGUCUCUCAGAUGGUUUCACAAAGUUCGUUGCCGCUGAUGGUUACGCUGGACUCUACAAGGGACUGGUUCCACUCUGGGGUCGCCAAAUUCCUUACACCAUGAUGAAGUUCGCCUGUUUCGAGAGCACUGUCGAGGCCCUCUACAAGUACGUUGUGCCAGUCCCAAAGAAGGACUGCUCCAAGGGCACCCAAUUGGGAGUCAGUUUUGCCGCUGGUUACAUCGCUGGAGUUUUCUGCGCUAUUGUGUCUCAUCCAGCUGAUAACCUUGUUUCCUUCCUCAACAACGCCAAGGGCGCCACUGUUGGACAAGCCGUUAACCAAAUGGGUAUGGUGGCUCUCUUCACCCGAGGUCUACCUCUUCGAAUUGUGAUGAUCGGAACACUAACAGGAGCUCAGUGGGGUAUUUAUGACGCAUUCAAGGUCUUCGUUGGACUGCCAACUACGGGAAGCGCCCCAACUGAUGAGAAGGCGAAGUCACAUUAAUUGCGGCGGACUGAUUUCUGACGAGCAUAUUUCCAACAUGUAUUGCCCAUAUAUGGACAAUGGUUUCUGAUGUGGGUACAAUCAAUUGAUAAUGAGGAGAAAGCCAUCAAAAGGGCACCUCAAACGGCAUCUUUACUUUUUCAACCCACAAGAUACUACACAGAGCUUUCCUGUCACUUCUUAUAUUAGUUGCUCUUAUUCCAGAGGAAAUCAUUAACAUUUUUGCCAGAGUAUGAAAUUUGUUAUAGUUAUCGUAGCCCAGCCUCGCACCCAUUCACAAGGCAUCCGGUUGAGUGGAGAGCACUUGUAAAUGGCUCAUAAAUUGGUCUGAUUUUGGACUUAUCCAAAUUUUCUAAAGACGGAAGUUUCUUCCACCUUUUUUCUUUGGAAAAGAACCCACUAGUAGUUUGUAGAAAAUUGUGUUCAAGCAUCCACUUGAAAAAGAUUUGACUUUCAUAGCUAAUGUCUUGCAUGUAUCACUUACGAGGAAGAACGUUCACC
Molecule: messenger RNA, 2021 nt
Organism: Marchantia polymorpha subsp. ruderalis
Lineage: Eukaryota; Viridiplantae; Streptophyta; Marchantiopsida; Marchantiales; Marchantiaceae
Source: the annotation of a GenBank genome assembly